AUGUUGCAAGACAAUGUAGCUAGGCACAGGGAUGCCAAAGGCACAAAGCUUGCAUGUCGCAAGGCGAUGUGCCUAGGCACGAGGGUGCUGAAGGCGACACAAACCUUGCAUGUUUGUAAGGCCAUGUGCUUGGGCACGGGGGUGCCGAAGGUGACACAAGGUGUGGCUAGGCACGGGGGGUACCGAAGGCGACGAAAAGCUUGGAUGUCGCAAGGCGAUGUAGUCAAGCACGAGGGUGCCGAAGGCACAAAGCUUGCUUGUCGCAAGGCGAUGUGGCCAAGCACGGGGGUGUCGAAGGCACAAAGCUUGCAUGUCGCAAGGCGAUCUGGCUAG
Prunus armeniaca (apricot) is the source of this 333-nucleotide messenger RNA. Lineage: Eukaryota; Viridiplantae; Streptophyta; Magnoliopsida; Rosales; Rosaceae. The record is from the annotation of a GenBank genome assembly.